Xenopus laevis (African clawed frog) is the source of this 949-nucleotide messenger RNA. RefSeq names its product phospholipase A2-like (gene pla2g10.L). The transcript has 4 exons. NCBI's taxonomy places the organism in Eukaryota, Metazoa, Chordata, Amphibia, Anura, Pipidae. Bases 269 to 754 code for a protein of 161 amino acids. The record is from RefSeq and is a predicted model, not a curated record.
GCCUCUGUGUAAAAUCCAAUAGGAAAUUUCACCAGCUCCUCCUAAAACUAAGCUUCAGAAUCCUGGGCUAGAUUCCAGAAAUACUAGCAGUUUCGUGGCACACGCAGGAGGAGGCACAGACCAACUGUAGCUUUGGAAUUCAUAGAAGAGGUUGUCUGAAGGGAGAAAGGUGCUAUGGUGCUAUGAAGAGGAACUGCAGUCCUUGUAUAUUGUACAUAAAGAAGGUGCAAUCUAAAUAGACAGAGAGAGAGCCUUUGCCAGCUUCUCAAUGGAACUCAGGAUAGUCACCUUGGUUUUGCUGUUUAGCUCCUUGAAUGGAGAGUUGAGCAAACCUCACAAAUUGCAGCGGCGAGGUCUUCUCCAGUUGGCUGGGGCUAUUUACUGUGGAACUGGUCGCUCUGCUGUACAUUACAUUGGAUAUGGAUGCCACUGUGGACUAGGAGGAAAAGGAGCACCAAAAGAUAACACAGACUGGUGUUGCCAUAGUCACGACUGUUGCUAUGAAUUUGCAGAAAAAUAUGGGUGCAAAACCAAAAUGGGACAAUACAGCUGGACUUGUAAAGACAAGACUGUAAAAUGCGGUGACAUGCAGGAUUGGUGCCAAAAAAUAGUGUGCAAAUGUGACAGUAAAUUUGCCAGAUGCUUAAGUAAAACCAGAUUCUACUCCAAGCACGUCUUGUAUCCUAAUCUACUUUGUAAGAAACGUACACCGUCAUGCAGAUCAAGUAAAGACUGGUUUUCGGACAGAGAGUAACCAGCUAAGGAAUGAAUUAAGAUUUAAUUUUUGGUUGGGUUGCACAGGAGAUGGAGUUGCUGAAUUGGUAUAUCCAAUGCCAUAAUCUUUUUCACUUUACUUUGCUACUAUACAUGUUUUGUUACGCACCUAAAGCAGGGGCGAUCCUGGCCCCUCCGCCGCCUGAGGCAGCAGCAGUUGCUGCUGCCCCCCCUC